AUGUGUGGAAUCUUUGGCUACAUCAACUAUCUGGUCGAGAAGGAUCGUGCCUACAUCAUCCAGACUAUCAUCAAUGGUCUCUCCCGACUCGAAUACCGUGGCUACGACUCCGCCGGUCUAGCUGUCGAUGGAGACAAGAAGAACGAAGUCCUCGCCUUCAAGGAGGUUGGAAAGGUCGCAAAGCUCAAGGAGUUGAUCGACUCGUCCAAGCCUGAUAUGACCAAGACCUUUGAGUCUCACGUCGGCAUCUCUCACACUCGAUGGGCUACUCACGGCUCCCCCUCCAGAAUCAACUGCCACCCUCACCGAUCUGACCCCAAGUGGGAGUUCGCCAUCGUCCACAAUGGUAUCAUCACCAACUACAAGGAACUCAAGGCCCUGCUCGAGAGCAAGGGAUUCCGCUUCGAGACCGAGACCGACACCGAGUGUAUCGCCAAGUUGGCCAAGUACCUCUACGACCUGCACCCAGAUAUCGACUUCACCGUCCUCGCAAAGGCCGUCGUCAAGGAGCUCCAGGGCGCCUUUGGUCUGCUCAUGAAGUCUGUCCACUACCCACACGAGGUCAUUGCUGCCCGCAAGGGUUCUCCCCUCGUCAUCGGUGUCCGUACCGAGAAGAAGAUGAAGGUCGAUUUCGUCGACGUCGAGUACUCCGAGGACAGCGCCCUGCCAGCUGAGGAGGCCUCCCAGAACGCCGCCAUCAAGAAGUCCGCUACCAACUUGCUUGCUCCACCAGACAAGUCCCUCCUCCACCGCUCUCAGUCCCGUGCUUUCCUCUCGGAUGACGGUGUUCCUCAGCCAGCAGAGUUCUUCCUCUCCUCUGACCCCUCCGCCAUCGUCGAGCACACCAAGAAGGUCCUCUACCUCGAGGACGACGACAUUGCCCACAUCCACGACGGUCAGCUCAACAUCCACCGUCUCAACAAGAACGAUGGCACCUCCAACGUCCGUGCCAUCCAGACCAUCGAGCUCGAGCUCCAGGAGAUCAUGAAGGGUAAGUUCGACCACUUCAUGCAGAAGGAGAUCUUCGAGCAGCCCGAGUCCGUCGUCAACACCAUGAGAGGUCGUCUCGAUGUUGAGAACGGUAAGGUCACCCUUGGUGGCCUCCGUCAGUACAUCACCACCAUCCGUCGAUGCCGUCGUAUCAUCUUCAUUGCCUGCGGAACCAGUUACCACUCCUGUAUGGCUGUGCGUGGUGUCUUUGAGGAAUUGACCGAGAUCCCCAUCUCCGUUGAGCUGGCCUCCGAUUUCCUAGACAGAGAAGCCCCCGUUUUCCGUGACGAUACCUGCGUCUUCGUCUCCCAGUCCGGUGAAACUGCCGACUCCCUCAACGCUCUCCGCUACUGUCUCGAGCGCGGUGCCUUGACCGUCGGAUUCGUCAACGUCGUCGGCUCCUCCAUCUCCCUCCUCACCCACUGUGGUGUCCACAUCAACGCCGGACCCGAGAUCGGUGUUGCUUCCACCAAGGCCUAUACCUCCCAGUUCGUAGCCAUGGUCAUGUUCGCCCUCUCCCUCAGUGAAGACCGUGCAUCCAAACAACAGCGCCGCGAAGAGAUCAUCAAGGGCCUCGGCCAAGUAUCCGGCCAGUUCAGAGAGAUCCUCAAGCUCAGCGAGCCCAUCAAGGAGAUGUGUGCCAAGUUCUUCAAGAACCAGAAGUCUCUUCUCCUCCUCGGACGAGGAAGCCAGCACGCCACUGCCCUCGAAGGUGCUCUCAAGAUCAAGGAAAUCUCUUACCUACAUUGCGAAGCCGUCAUGUCCGGUGAACUCAAGCACGGUGUCCUCGCCCUCGUUGACGAGAACCUGCCCAUCAUCAUGAUCCUGACCAGAGAUAACCUGUUCGCUAAGUCCCUCAACGCUUACCAACAAGUCAUUGCCCGUGCCGGCCGACCCAUCGUUAUCUGCAACCCAGACGACGAGGAGUUCCCUGCCUCCGAGACCGAGCGUAUCCAGAUCCCCCGCACCGUCGACUGCCUGCAGGGACUGCUCAACGUCAUCCCCCUUCAGCUCAUCGCCUACUGGCUCGCUGUCGGUGAGGGUUUGAACGUCGAUUUCCCUCGUAACUUGGCCAAGUCCGUUACCGUCGAGUAA
Arthroderma uncinatum is the source of this 2085-nucleotide messenger RNA. RefSeq names its product glutamine-fructose-6-phosphate transaminase (isomerizing). Gene Ontology annotation, biological process: UDP-N-acetylglucosamine metabolic process; protein N-linked glycosylation; fructose 6-phosphate metabolic process. Bases 1 to 2085 code for a protein of 694 amino acids. Gene Ontology annotation, molecular function: carbohydrate derivative binding; L-glutamine:D-fructose-6-phosphate transaminase (isomerizing) activity. The record is from RefSeq and is a predicted model, not a curated record. The transcript is spliced from 4 exons. NCBI's taxonomy places the organism in Eukaryota, Fungi, Ascomycota, Eurotiomycetes, Onygenales, Arthrodermataceae.